Molecule: messenger RNA, 2796 nt
Organism: Colletotrichum gloeosporioides
Lineage: Eukaryota; Fungi; Ascomycota; Sordariomycetes; Glomerellales; Glomerellaceae
Product: Bifunctional cytochrome P450
Exons: 6
Coding region: 1-2796 (931 amino acids)
Molecular function (GO): oxidoreductase activity, acting on paired donors, with incorporation or reduction of molecular oxygen; monooxygenase activity; heme binding
Source: RefSeq, a predicted model, not a curated record
AUGACUUUUGCUGGCCAGAAAUUCAUCUACGUAUGCAACUACGACAUUGCGAAAGAGCUUUACGAUGGUGCGAGGUUCCAUAAGAUCGUGGCUUCUGGAGUCGCCAACCUUCGUUAUGCCGCUGGCAACGGUCUCUUUACGGCGCAGGUAGAUAAUCAUGAGUGGGAGAUUGCCCAUCGCAUACUUCUACCGCACUUCGGCGCCUCAGAAAUCAGGAAUAUGUUUCAAAGUAUGAUCGACGUUGCAGAGCAGCUGUGUCUCAAAUGGGCGCGUUUCGGGCCAAAAGCCUUGAUCAACGUUUCCAGCGACUUCACGCGGCUUACACUUGAUACAAUAGCGCUCUGUACUAUGAGCUUCCGCUUCAACAGCUUCUACUUGGGUGACCGUGUACAUCCCUUUGUCGAAGCCAUGACAGCUGUCCUCGCCGAGGCCGAAACACAAUCAGGGAUACCGCCGUAUCUGAGCUUUCUGCGUUGGAGCUCACAAGCAAAGUUCUUCAAGAACAUCAACUUCAUGACUCAGACUUGCAGAGAGAUCAUUGCUAACAGGCGAGAUGUGAACACGGAGACUCCAGACCUACUUGACGCCAUGCUGACUGGACGAGAUGCAAAGACGGGAGAAGAGAUGACAGAGGAGUCCAUCAUCAACAACAUGAUCACUUUCCUCAUUGCAGGCCAUGAAACCACCUCAGGCUUGUUGUCCUUUGUCUUUUAUUUCCUACUGGAAAACCCCGAAGCGCUUCAAAAAGCUUACGACGAAGUUGGCUCUAUAAUUGGCAGCGAACGAAUUUCCGUAAAUCAUCUGCAGCAACUACCUUUCAUUGACGCCGUACUCAAAGAAACCCUUCGUUUGAUGCCAACUGCUCCCGGCUUCUUCGUCACCCCUUUCAAGACGGAAAUCCUGGGAGGGAACUACGCAAUCCACGCCGGUGAGCCAAUACUGGCUCUGCUUCAUCUCAUACAAAGGGACCCCGCGGUUUGGGGAGAUGAUGCCGAGGAAUUCAAACCUGAAAGAAUGCUGAAGCACAACUUUGAAAAGCUUCCGAAAAGUUCUUGGAAGCCUUUUGGAAAUGGCAAGAGAGCAUGCAUUGGCAGAGCCUUUACAUGGCAGGAGGCUCAGUUGGAUCUCGCGCUUUCGUCCUCAGCCAUGCCUCCCCUCAGACUGUUGCUGGCCGCGGCGUGUAUGCUUGGCAACUCGCUCCCUGCAUUUGCGCAGACCACCGAUGUCGAUAGCGACAUCAUUGAGCCUGCCGAUUUCAACUUGUCCAAUGCCUUAUUGGAGCACGGGGUCGCGGUCUCGGAUGUCCCUGGCUUAUCAAACCUCGGAAAGCCAUCACAGCCCGAAUGCUCCGUUGCUUGCGACACGCUCAAAUUUCUCUACGGAGACGGAGCUGUCGAAACCAGAAAUGAGACAGCCUACAACAGUUUCGUAGGGUCAUAUUGGUCGGCAAACCAGGCUGCGGUCAGGCCUCGGUGCAUCUUCAAACCGUCCCAGGCCGCGCAGGUCUCUGUGUUUGUGAUCCUGUCUCGUUUGACCCAGUGCCCCUUCGCGGCCAAGAGCGGUGGGCAUGCUGCCAUGGCUGGCGCCUCCAGUGCUCAGGACGGCAUCACCGUUUCGUUUAUGAACAUGACGAGUAUCAAGCUGUCUGACGACAAGAAGAUUGCUUCCAUCGAGCCUGGGAAUAUUUGGGGCGACGUCUACAGAGAGCUUGCCAAGUCUGACAUGACCGUUAUUGGAGGCCGGUUGUACAACAUUGGCGUCGGAGGACUGACGACCGGAGGUGGAAUUUCCUACUUUUCCAAUGAGCACGGCUGGGCUUGUGACAAUGUGGAAAGCUACGAUCUUGUCGUUGCGACUGGCGCCGUGAUCCGAGUCUCGGCGACGACUUAUCCGGAUCUCUUCUGGGCCCUCCGUGGUGGCGGCAACAACUUCGGGCUGGUCGUCAACUUCAACCUCAAGACAACCCCCCUCCAAGGUGGCAAGAUGUGGGGAGGCAGAAGGACGUACACAGAGAACAACUUUGACAAGGUUGCUGAGGCGUUCCACAACAUUGUCGUCAAUUCCGAACAAGACAACAAAGCCGGUUUGUGGCACGUCUGGAUGUAUGCCUUUGAAACCAAAAUGGCGGUUCCGACACUGUACUACAGCGAGCCCGACGGCAGUCAAGCUGCUAUUUUCGACGAGUUCAACAAGAUUCCAGCCUUCGAUGAUGCUACACAGGAUCACAUCCUAGCGGACUUUGCCGCUCAGGGCAUGAACGAUACGCCCCCGGGCCUGCACGAAGUCUACUAUGUCAUCAGCACAAAGGCGGACUUGAGCCUUCAAAAUUGGGCCAAAGAUCUCUACUUCAAGGAGGUCAUGGCCGUCGCGAAUAUUUCUGGCAUCGUACCCGCUCUCACGAUGCAAGGUAUCACGAUUCCGCAGCUGAAGAAAAUGCGAAACAACGGCGGAAAUGCGUUGGGUUUGAACGUUGACGAUGGGCCACUCUACAUCAUCCAGAUGGCUGUCAUGUGGGCCGACGAAAAAGACAGCGAGGCCGUCUACCGUUUUGCGUCCAACCUCCUCGAGAAAAUCUCCAACGAGGCAAAGAAGCGAGGGUUGUACAAUGACUUUGUGUACAUGAACUACGCCAGCCAGUAUCAGGACGUGGUCAGCAGUUACGGGAAGGACAACAAAGACAGGUUGAAGAGUAUCUCUACGAAGUACGAUCCCAAUGGUGUCUUUCAAAAGCUGCAGCCGGGAUAUUUCAAACUUGAUCGUGCGCCAAUUACUGGCACCAAAUACUUUUCGUUCUAG